This is a messenger RNA of Cryptotermes secundus, 5217 nucleotides long. RefSeq names its product sodium- and chloride-dependent GABA transporter 2. The transcript is spliced from 12 exons. Gene Ontology annotation, cellular component: membrane. Gene Ontology annotation, biological process: sodium ion transmembrane transport. Lineage: Eukaryota; Metazoa; Arthropoda; Insecta; Blattodea; Kalotermitidae. Bases 1366 to 3273 code for a protein of 635 amino acids. The record is from RefSeq and is a predicted model, not a curated record.
UUUAAAAUACAGUAACAGUUUAUUGACACACACGUUCUAUUCAAUUACUUUUCUUUUCUGAGAUCCUCAAUUGUCCAUGUUUUUCUUGCAAAUUUUACUGAAAAGACGAGUGGGUGUUACUUAUAACAGUUUACAGGCUAAAUUACUAGAUGUACCUGCUGUGGAGGAGAGUCUGUCAUGAGAAUGACAGCUGCUAAGCUGGUCGACACAUUCCCUGAUUUUUUUGGGUUGAACACAGUACUGAACCUUUGGGUUCCGUAAAAGUAGAGCAAAUUCUUGAUCAGCUAAGCGAAUAUUAGUUUCUCAUGAAGGCCUCUGUACCACAAUACCAAUACGUGGUGGUGUAAAUACUACAGCUGCUGGUAUAGAGGCUAAUUUUAUACACAGAUUUUGGCAUAUUUUGCUUUCUGAGAACUUCCAGCUUCCUAUGUUCUUGAAUGAGAUGGCAUGAUAAGCAAUAAAUGGUGAGCGAGUAAAGAUUUGUAUGAAAAACUGCUUUAGCCUGUUUCAGCAUACUGACUCGAACAGUCUGAAUAAAAUCGCCCAUAUCUCAGGACACCUGGCAGCCUGGCUCAAAUUUGAAUAUAUUUCUAACGUUUUGGUGCUAAAUGAACGUGUUUAAUUGAAAUAUAUGACUCAUUUGUGUAUUCUUUACUUAAGGACGCUUUCCACAUGUCAGACUGUAUGCCCAUAACGUAGAAUAGUAGAGCGAUAAAUGAAUAACGAGCUGCAAAAGAUGAUAAAGGAAGACACCCUAGCCAAAUUCAAGAUAAUUUUGCUGGCAUCUUAAUGGAGGGGUGAGAAAAAAAAAUCCUCAGUUAUAACCGGUAUACGGACGAACAUGUGAACCAGGGGCAACUUACAUUGAAACAUGAGCACUAGCCGCUUGGUCAUGAUUUUCGGUGAGAUAAUACUGCUAAAAUUAAUCUUAAAAGCCAAGUUUACUCGUAAAGGUAUGAAAUAUAGGUCAUUUCAGUUGACUCAGAAUAAGACCAAAUGGCAGAAGUUGAAAUUAUGGCAAUGAAUCUUCAUAGUCUUGCAACAGGGAACUGCUUGGCCAGCGAAAUAAUUAUCAACUGUACAUUUAAGUCCAUUAAUUUAUUCUCUCUAUGCUGGGCAAAUCCCACUCGCUUAAAGCGUAUUUUCGCCCCCACCUACUACUCGUACUAAUUCCCACGUCAGUAUAUUGCGGUCCUAGCACAUGCGCGAAACCUAAUGCGCUCCAUAUAAUGAGUAAAAGAGCAGUGACAUUAGUCUGUGGCAAAAUCUGGUUCAGUAGCUGAACGUCAGUGAGCACUUUAUAUGUCGGUGCAUCUCAGAACCAUGGCUUCGAAAUCAAGCUGAUAGCAGGGGACACACAGGUAGAUGUCGGAGAAAAUGUACUACUGGGGGGAAGAGAAGGAGUCGGUGGACCCCGACCAGACGUUUAUAGAGUUCUCAGCGAAGCCGGUGGGACCCACGGCGGCCGUGGCACCUCCUCUCCAUGUAAGCACAACACCGGCAGGUCGGCAGACCACAGGGGCACCAGAGGACGCUGACGAGGAGCGCGGUGGCUGGGGAAACAAGCUGGACUUCUUGUUCUCUUGCAUCAGCGUGUCCGUGGGGCUGGGUAACGUGUGGAGGUUCCCCUACCUGUGCUACAAAAACGGUGGAGGGGCCUUUCUAGUGACGUACGGUAUCGCUAUGAUAUUCUGCGGAAUCCCCAUCUUCUUCCAAGAAGUUGCGGUAGGACAGUACUUAGGAGCGGGAGGCAUGACUUUAGUGGGUCAGUUAUGCCCCAUACUUCAAGGUGUCGGCUACGCGACCAUGACCAUUGUGUUCUUCCUGGACAUAUACUACUGUAUUAUCAUUGCGUGGACUAUAUUCUACCUGAUCGCCACCUUCCUGAGACUUCCUGGACUGCCGUGGCAAACGUGCGACAACUGGUGGAACAGCCCCAACUGCUACACACGGGGAAUGAACGCGUCCAUUGUGCACAACUACACGAACCACACGACCACUCCAGUCGAGGAAUACUGGGAGAAGAGGGUGCUCCAAAUCACGGACGGUAUAGAUGAUCUUGGGGGAAUGCAAUGGGAGCUGUUGGGGUGCCUCGUGCUCGGAUGGGGGCUCGUAUACCUCAUCAUCUGGCGCGGCCUGCACGCCAGUGGCAAGAUCAUCUGGUUCACGGCCCUGUUCCCCUACGCGGUGCUACUCGUGCUUCUGGUUCGCGCCGUGACGCUCAACGGCGCCGAUCAGGGUCUACUGUAUUAUGUGACGCCGCGCUGGGAAGAGCUCCUGGGGCCUGGGCCCUGGAUAGAUGGCGCGACGCAGAUCUUCUUCGCCUACAGCAUCGGUACCGGCGCCCUACCGGCACUGGGUUCUUACAACAAGUUCCACCACAACUGCUACAAGGACGCUCUCAUCACGUGCGUGGUGAACACGCUGACCUGUCUACUGGCCGGCUGUGUGACCUUCUCCAUCCUGGGCCACAUCGCCCUGGAACAGGGGGCGGAGGUGUCUGACGUGGUGAAAAGUGGACCAGGGCUUGUUUUCCUCACGUACCCCGAGGUGGUGCUGAAGCUUCCCGGUGCUCCCGCUUGGGCGGCCAUUUUCUUUUUCAUGCUGGUGAUCCUUGGAAUCGACAGUGAAUUUUGCAUCGUAGAAUCGUUUGUCACAGGAAUGGUCGACAACUGGCCGGAAGUACUGCGCCCUCACCGGAAGAAGUUCACAUUUGGGAUGUGUGCUGUCAUGAUGGCGCUCGGAAUUCCGAUGGUUACACAUGGUGGAGCGUAUAUCUUCCAGCUGAUGGACUUCUACUCAGCCAGUGGCAUGUCACUAUUGUGGGUCUGCUUCUUCCAAACUAUCGCCAUUUCUUGGAUAUUCGGGGCACAGAAAUUUAUCGACUGUGUUCAGCAGAUGAUGGGCAUCCGGCCCAACAAAUUCUGGUAUUUCUGCUGGGUUUUCUUUGCCCCUGUAGUAAUGGUGGCAAUUUUCGUCUUUUAUUGUGUGGACUAUAAGCCAAUAACCUAUGGCAAGUCAUAUAAAUACCCACGGUGGGCUGAGAGGCUUGGUUUCUGCAUGAGUUUCGCAUCCAUGAGCUGGGUCCCUGCCUAUGCCAUCUACUACGUCCUAGCCACACCAGGAUCAGUCAAAGAGAAUCUGCUGAAGGGGCUGAAGCCGAACAUCAAGUCCAGAGGGAAGAUCCCGCAGGGGGAGAAGGCAGCAGUGAUCCCCAUGUCUGAGAGCAGUGCGGGACUGCUCACGAAGAACAACUCCUUCCUGACGCAGUAGAUGCCUCAGCAUUCAUUGCCUUUAGCAGUUUCUCUUCCGCCAUACACUGCUGCCACGGAUCUUCCAUGCCUGGAACCAGGCGUAAUGAAAUCCAGACGCUAGGCGAGCGACUUUCCCAAUCACCUCGAAUAAUCAGAUUGUGGAGGAUGUUUUCAGUACUCUGAAGAUUCCACACAGAAAGUGACCCUGUUUCACAUUCCUCAAUAGUUUUAACCCAUGCGCUAGAAGUCUCAUACAUACGUCACACUAAUUUUAAUUUCGAUUUUAUAAUUGAUUUUCUGUUACGUGAGAUGUGACGUCACGGUGGUGCUGUUGAAGAGAACUACCGUUCGGCCUGUGAUGCUAUGUAGCCUGGUUGAAGUUUACCGACAUUUUGGAGGAACGUAUUGCCUCCAUCUUCAGGGUCGAAGAGUAAAGGCAACAAGCAGAAAGUAAACUUAUACCAGACAACACGGUGCCACAUACAGGACAGCUCUAUUCAGUUUUCUUUUAGUUCAGUCCUGAUUUUCUACGUGCUGUAUUAAGAACCACGCCACAAAAAAGUAUGGGGCAGUUAUUCCAAUUCGUUCGUUUUCAUUUGAAACUACGUUUUUGUAAAAUAACAUUAAUAUAUUUACAUAUGAACUGUGUUCUCCUGCAUGCAAUAAAUGCAUUUUAUAAUAGAGAAUCCAAUAGGCCCAUGUCUUUGUUAAGUCUUGAAACGAAAAAUGUAGCAGCUCACAUAAUGACUUACUUCUUGGAGGGUCCAAAAUAAUUGCAAAUAAUCAUAGUCAAAGUGGCCCUAGCUUACUGGCAUGGAAGUAUUGUUUUAUUAUGAAAUUGAAGUACAAAGAGUGUUGUAAAAUUGUCUUUGUGCAUUAGAAUAGACAAAAGUACUCUGAAAGAGAUGUCAAGAAAAGCAGCAGAACCUUCAGUGAUGAAAUAUCAGUCACAUUAAGAGAAAUUGCUUGAAGGUGUUACCACAGAAUGUGCCAAGUUAAUGUUAGCCUAACCUACUGCACUGAGGGGUUGUUUGGUUGCCCCUGUACUCAACUGCUUUUGUCUAUUAAGGAUUACAGUUUUGUUUUUACAAAGAGUAUCUACAAGUCUUGCAAACUGAUAUCAUUAACUUCAUGAUGUUAAGGAAGGUUUAAGGAUCUAGGAUAUUAGAUGUGUAUGCAUAAACCAUGUAACCAAGAGAAUGAAAAUAUGAAGGUCUGUAACGGAAAUUGCUGUAACCACCAUCGUAAUUCGUAAUUCAACAGUAAAAUAGAUUAUUCACUAAAUUUAAAUAGUGCAGUGUCUGAAAGGAUGAUGUAAUAUUAAUUCUGCACAAAAUUAAGUAAUAUGUUAUGUUGAAAUAUCGUAUACAAAACAUAAAACCGUUUAUUCCAACUAUCUCUAUGUUUUGGAUAUGAAACAUUUUGGGCAAGUUGUAAGCCACUCUUUGGAAUAAAUACAAAAAAAAAAUCUUUCCCGUAAAUCUAAUUUUCGUGGCAUUCAAAUAUGAAAACGAGAACAUAUUAAUUUGUUCAAUUUCAUUACUUCUCGUUGCUUUGAUGCUGGAAUUACUGAAUGAGGGAAUUCAAAAUACGCUAUUGGCUGAUCUACAAUAUCGUUAUAUUCUUACCUAGUUUCGCAAAAAUCAGAGUUUUUCAUACUUGCUGGGGUGCCCAGUCAAGUAUAAUAGGGCUAUGUACAAGCAGGACUUUGAAUGCCCAUGCUCACACAUCUAGAAACGUAACAUCAACAAUGAAUAAACAGAAAGUAAUAUUAAUAUUUCUCAAGAAAAUCUCGAGACUACUGGCCCUACAGCAGAUGGAGCAACAAAAAGACUGGGGAACAUUCCAAUGCAAUUUGUAUAUUGCAGCAAAUAUAAUUUGGGCGACCAAAUAGAGAAGAGGGGGACACGGUAGCGUAGUUGGUUGAGGUACUAUGCUACAAGCCGGAAGGUCACGGGUUCAA